AUGGACUUCAGACCGCUGGAUCGCAUGGGCGAUUCUGACGAUGCCAUUCUUGAAGUGCCCUAUCGACCCUUUUACAAUCCCUUUAAAAUCUCUCCGGUUCUCGUGAAGCAGGGGAACGAGUACGAGAGGGCUGUAUUCAAAGAGAGACCUUUACUGGGUGUGCUGCUUUUCGAUAAUGUUUCUUCGGAUGCGAGGGAUCAUGCAGCAAAUGAGAGAACAUUUUUAUCGUGGCUGAAGUUGAGCGUGUAUAUGGCGAUUGUCGCAGUAGCCAUAGUACUCUCUUUUCAUCUGAAGACGAAGCCAUCUGCUCUUGAGCAUCGGGUUGCACUGCCGCUGGGCUUGAUAUUCUGGAUUCUUUCAUUGGCUUGCCUUGUGUCUGGGCUCUCAAACUACAUCAACACGGUGACACGUUACAGUAAACGGCGAGCAUUGGUACAGUCUGGGUGGAAAACACAGGUCGUAUUUACGGUCGUUUCAACCGCCAUAGUGGCAGCUUGUGUUCUAUUCCUGUCUAUCAAUGCAGACAAGGAAUAG
Messenger RNA from Plenodomus lingam JN3, 534 nucleotides. NCBI's taxonomy places the organism in Eukaryota, Fungi, Ascomycota, Dothideomycetes, Pleosporales, Leptosphaeriaceae. The record is from RefSeq and is a predicted model, not a curated record.